Molecule: messenger RNA, 255 nt
Organism: Lentinula edodes (shiitake mushroom)
Lineage: Eukaryota; Fungi; Basidiomycota; Agaricomycetes; Agaricales; Omphalotaceae
Exons: 1
Source: RefSeq, a predicted model, not a curated record
AUGGAAUUAGGUGGUCCAAUGAUUUCAAUAUAUCUUUUAGGAAAUCCAGACCAUUAUACUGAUCAUCAUUUUGUUACCUUUUACUGGAUUGAUUUUGUGAAUGAAGCAAGAAGAUACUGGCAUCCAGAUGAUAUUCGUAGUGAAAAACAGAAAGUUACAUUGAUGAAAAGAAAUGGGAAGAUUGUUGGUAUGAGUCCUGUUUAUGAUUAUAUGUACCGUGGUGAAAAUUUGGCACAAAUGAGUUUAUAUGAAUGG